Messenger RNA from Boeremia exigua, 2180 nucleotides. RefSeq names its product regulator of chromosome condensation 1/beta-lactamase-inhibitor protein II. The transcript has 2 exons. Gene Ontology annotation, cellular component: cytoplasm. The record is from RefSeq and is a predicted model, not a curated record. NCBI's taxonomy places the organism in Eukaryota, Fungi, Ascomycota, Dothideomycetes, Pleosporales, Didymellaceae. The coding region runs from base 173 to 1978 and encodes 601 amino acids. Gene Ontology annotation, molecular function: guanyl-nucleotide exchange factor activity.
GGGUGGAGUGAAAGGCAGCGCACGAGCUCCCAACGUGACCCUUGUCGCAUUGGGCUAGCGUUGAUGUAACCAGCCUCCGGUGCGACUAUCUCGCGACUUUUUAGACACACAACACACCACCCAUCUUGAACACAACCACGCCGCACCACCAUCCGCUCUGAAUUUGCCGAGUAUGGCGCGCGCUGCAUCGACCCGCGCCGCAAGCGCAAAGCCCGCUGUGGCUGCUGAAAACAAAGAGAACAAAGCCAAUGGCACCGCGGGCACCCGCCCCAGCCGCGCAAAGACAACAGAGCCCGCGCCCGUCAAAGGUGCUGUCGUGAACGGCACCGCCGAAGAAGCGCCCCCUAAGCGUAAUUCGCGACGCGUCCCCAUAACGGCGCCCCGUGUUGACGAACCCUCAGCAGCCAGCCGCGCCCGCACAAAGAAGACGGCCACGCCCGCGCCCGAGCCCGCUAAGAAGAUGGCGAAGCGCAAGAAGGAGGAGAGCGACAUCGAGGAAGAGGAGGAGGUCGCGCCCGAGCCCAAGAAGGCCAAGGUCGCCCGCGCCGUGGCCGCGCCCAAGGCCACCAAGGCCGCUGCAAAACCCGCGAAGGCCGCCGUCGACCCGUCCAAGCCGGUGCCGCGCGGCCCGCGUCGCGUGCGCGGCAAGAAGAACGAGAUCAACGCGGUGCGCUACACGGAGCCGCUCAAGGUGUUCCUCUUUGGCGAGGGCAGCUCAGGUGAGCUCGGCUUUGGCGCGACGCGCAAGGCCAUCGACGUCAAGCGGCCGCGCUACAACGAGGCGCUGAGCAACCAGAACGUGGUGCGCCUCGCGGCCGGCGGCAUGCACGUGGUCGCGCUGACCAAGGACAACCGCAUCCUGACUUGGGGCGUCAACGACAACGGCGCGCUCGGCCGUGACACGUCCGGCGGCGCCGUGAAGCUGCGCGACGUGGACGCCGACGACGCGUCCGACUCGGAGGACGAGACGGGCGGGCUGAACGACGUCGAGGCCACGCCGACGGCCAUCUCGGCCGAGUACUUCCCCGAGGACACCGUCUUCGUCGAUGUUGCGGCCGGCGACAGCUGCUCGUUCGCCCUGACCACCGAGGGCGCCGUGUACGGGUGGGGCACGUUCCGCAAGAACGAGGGCAUCCUCGGCUUCGAGAAGGGCAACCACACGGCCCGCUUCCCCGUGUACAUUGACGGCGUCACCAAGGUCACGGACAUUGCGUGCGGCACCAACCACGUGCUCGCCCUGGACAAGGACAAGCACGUGUACGCCUGGGGCAACGGCCAGCAGAACCAGCUCGGCCGCCGCGUCACGGAGCGCACGCUGAUUGAGUCGCUGCAGCCCAACCGCGUCGGCUUCCACGACAGCUCCGCCAAGCGGCCCAGCCAGAAGAUUGUGCACGUUGCCUGCGGCGACUACCACGCGUUUGCCAUUGCCGACGACGGCCACGUGUGGGGCUGGGGCGUCAACAACUACUGCGAGACGGGCGUGCCCGACAACGCCGGCGAAGACGACGCCAGCGUGCUCACGCCGCGCAUCGUCCACAGCCUCGACGACAAGCAGGUGACGGCCAUUUCCGGCGGCGCGCACCACAACCUCGCCAUCACCAAGUCCGGGCAGGUGCUCGUGUGGGGCCGCUGCGACGGCGCGCAGGCCGGCAUGUCCAUGGCGCCGCUCGCGGCCGAGUGCGACGACGAGAAGGUGCUGUCCAACCACGGCAAGCCCAAGAUCCUGCUGCAGCCCACGGCGAUCCCGUCCCUGAGCGACGUGGUCAUGGGCGCGUGCGGCCCGGACCACAGCAUCGUGGUCGACAAGGCCGGCAAGGCGUACUCGUGGGGGUUCUCGGCCAACUACCAGACGGGCCAGGGCACGGACGACGACGUCGAGGAGGCGACGGUGAUUGCCAACACGGCUGUGCGCGACGUGAAGCUCGAGUGGGCUGGGUGUGGCGGGCAGUACUCGGUGCUGGCGAGCCGGAGGGAGUAGAGGAAAGUGGAGGGAGUAGGCAGAGGAAAAGUGGAGGGAGGAUUGGUUGACGAGUGCGCUGCGCUGCGAGCUAAAUUGCACUUUCCAUCUACCGGCAUCUACAAGGACUUGACACGCCCGCAGGGUGUUUUCGGCAUACGAGGCGUUUGGGUGCAUAGCGGGACGGGGAUUGUAGUAGUGAAUGUGAUCUGUUCGUCUUUGA